Molecule: messenger RNA, 3928 nt
Organism: Rubroshorea leprosula
Lineage: Eukaryota; Viridiplantae; Streptophyta; Magnoliopsida; Malvales; Dipterocarpaceae
Source: the annotation of a GenBank genome assembly
AUCUAUUCUAAAAUUUCAAUUUCGCUGUGAUUGUUACUAUUUAAUUCCUUCCGCUGUCAAAGCACCUUCCUUUCUUCUCAAAGGUCUCUCUACCUUUUCCAUGGCCACCCCCUGAAGAAGAAUAAUCAUCAUGUUUUCCUUUAAACUCAAGCAAGAAUCUUACUAACUCCCAAAAUCCCACCAUUUCCCUCAUCCCUUCUGUCUAAAUUCUUUCACUUUAUUUAAUUUUUUUGGCUUCAGGUUUAACCCUCACUCCACCAUAGCCAUGUCAAGUCGAUUCAGGGACAAACCCACCAGCGAAUCCAAGCGCCGCAGUCAGCAGCCUCACCACUCGGAACCGCCGAUGCCCAAUUACCCAGUUGAAGCCAUCCCUUCUCCUUUUUCCGACGCCGCACGGAGUCUGUCGGACUCGGAGCUCCGAGAGACGGCCUAUGAGAUCCUGGUCGGGGCGUGCCGGAGUUCUGGUGGGAAGCCGCUGACUUAUAUACCGCAGUCUGAGAGGAACGGGGAAAGGUCUGCUUCGCCUGCGCCUGCGGGUUCCUCGGCUUCUCUGCAGCGGUCGUUGACCUCAACGGCCGCCAGUAAGGUGAAGAAGGCGCUGGGGUUGAAGUCGUCCGGGAGGAGGAGAAAUGGUGGGGAAUCGUCGGGUCAGGAGAGAGUGAAGAGAGCUGUAACUACUGGGGAUUUGGUGAGGGUGCAGAUGCGGGUGUCGGAGCAGACUGAUUCCAGGAUUAGGAGAGCACUCCUGAGGAUUGCGGCUGCGCAGCUGGGAAGAAAGAUAGAGUCUAUAGUUCUGCCACUCGAGUUGCUGCAGCAGUUCAAGUCCUCUGAUUUUCCUAAUCAACAAGAGUAUCAAGCUUGGCAGAGGAGAAACCUGAAGCUUCUUGAAGCUGGGCUCCUUCUGCAUCCUCAUAUGCCACCAGACAAGAACAAUACUGCUCCACAGCGACUCCGACAGAUUAUUCAAGGAGCACUAGAAAGACCAUUGGACACAGGAAAAAACAGUGAAUCAAUGCAAGCCCUCCGGAGUGUUGUCAUGUCUCUUGCUUGUAGAACAUUUGAUGGAUCUGUAUCUGAGACUUGCCACUGGGCAGAUGGAUUUCCAUUGAAUCUCAGACUCUACCAAAUUCUGUUAGAAGCUUGUUUUGAUGUCAAUGAUGAAGCAUCUGUUAUUGAUGAGGUUGAUGAGGUUUUGGAACUCAUAAAGAAGACCUGGGUGGUCCUAGGAGUAAACCAGAUGCUUCAUAAUCUUUGUUUCUUAUGGACUUUAUUUCACCGUUUUGUUGCAACUGGCCAAAUGGAAAGUGAUCUAUUGCUUGCUGCCAAUAACCUAAUGCUAGAAGUUGAAAAGGAUGCAAAGGCCACAAAAGAUCCAAAUUACUCCAAGAUAUUGAGUUCUGUACUGAAUUUGAUUUUGGAUUGGGCUGAGAAAAGGCUUGUUGCUUAUCACGAUACUUUCAACAGUGAUAAUACUGAGUCAUUGGAAGGUGUUGUUUCUCUGGGGGUGUUAGCAGCAAAACUGAUGGUAGAAGAUCUCUCUCAGGAGUAUCAUAGGAGGAGAAAGGAAGUUGAUGUGGCUAGUGAUAGAGUGGAUACAUACAUCAGAAAAUCACUACGUGCUGCUUUUUCUCAGGUAAUGGAGCAGGUGAAGUAUAGGAAGCGAUCAUCCAAGAACCAGCCAAACCAGCUCCCUCUCCUCUGCAUCCUUGCACAGGAUGUCAGUGCCCUGGCUUUCAGUGAGAAGGCAAUAUUUAGUCCAAUAUUAAAGAGAUGGCACCCUCACGCAGCAGGUGUAGCUGUAGCCACCCUUCAUUCCUGCUACGGGAAUGAGCUGAGGCAAUUUGCUUCAGGCAUUACUGAACUGACACCAGAUGCCAUACAAGUGCUGAGAGCUGCUGACAAAUUGGAGAAGGAUCUUGUGCAAAUUGCAGUUGAAGAUUCUGUAGACAGUGAGGAUGGUGGGAAGUCAAUAAUAAGGGAGAUGCCUCCCUAUGAAGCCGAGACUGUAAUUGCCAAUCUUGUGAAGUCAUGGAUAAAGACAAGAUUAGACAGAUUGAAGGAAUGGGUUGACAGGAAUCUUCAACAAGAGGUAUGGGAUCCACAGGCAAAUAGAGAACGGCUUGCUCCAUCUGGUGUUGAAGUUUUACGCACUGUAGAUGAAAUAAUGGAGGCAUUCUUUCUCUUACCGAUACCUGUGCAUGCUGUCUUGCUUCCUGAGUUGAUUACUGGUAUUGACAAAUGUCUUCAACAUUACAUAUUGAAGGCAAAGUCUGGUUGUGGUACCCGAAGUACUUUCGUUCCCCCCCUGCCGGCUCUGACAAGAUGUUCAACUGGGUCAAAAUUCAAUGGUGUAUUUAAGAAAAAGGAAAAGUUUCAAGUGGCACAAAGGAGAUCUCAAGUGGGGACUACAAAUGGCAAUAAUGCCUUUGGCAUACCUCAGUUAUGUUGCCGUAUUAAUACCUUGCAGCUUAUUCGAACUCAAUUGGAGGAUUUGGCAAAGAGGACAAUGACCCUUCUUAGAAAUUCUGAAUCUGCUAAUGUCAAUGAUAUUACAAAUGGGGUAGGGAAAGUGUUUGAACUGUCAGCUGCUUCUUGUGUAGAAGGGAUCCAACAGCUAUGUGAGGCAACAGCAUACAAGGUUGUCUUCCAAGAUCUAAGUCAUGUCCUUUGGGAUGGUUUGUAUGCUGGGGAAGUUUCAUCGUCUAGAAUUGAACCUUUUCUUCAGGAACUUGAGCACUACCUGGAGGUCAUUUCAUCAACAGUGCAUGACAGAGUUAGAACACGAGUUAUUACUGAUAUAAUGAAAGCAUCUUUUGAUGGCUUCCUGUUGGUUUUACUUGCAGGAGGUCCUUCUCGUUCUUUCAAUCUGCAAGAUUGUGAAAUGAUAGAGGAGGAUUUUAAGUUCCUAACAGAAUUGUUUUGGUCCAAUGGCGAUGGACUGCCAGAUGAUUUAAUAGAAAGGUUUUCAACCACUGCCAAAGGAGUUCUCCCCUUGUUUCGCACUGAUAGUGAGAAUAUAGUUGAGCAGUUCAAACGCCUUACCCUCGAGAGUUACGGCUCUUCUGCCAAAUCCAGGCUUCCAUUGCCUCCAACUUCUGGUCAGUGGAGUCCGACUGAACCAAACACACUCUUGCGAGUUUUGUGCUACCGCAGCGAUGAGACAUCUGCAAAGUUCCUUAAGAAGACAUACAAUUUGCCAACAAAACUCUGACAAGUGUACAAUUUGCCAACAAAACUCUGACAAGUUUGCUGGUGGAAAUAAUGAUCAAAUAAUCCAAUUCUUUGGUAAGAACUGCUUCACGCUCAUUCAUAUGGCUCUGCUGGUGUUUAUAGCAACCAAUGAAAUACCAAAGCACCAGUUACAGACUUUUGUUACGGGGCAUUUUAUAGAGAAUUUAUACAUUUUGGGAGAAAAAUAUAGCUUGUGUACAGUGCUAGCACUGUGGCUGGGUUCUAUUUAUCUGAAGCCUUGCACUAUUUGUUGAACCUCCCAAGGAAGAUGAAUUUGCUUCUAAGCAUAUGGUAAUAACAGGAUUGUGAGUUUUUACAAUCCUGGAAGGGUGCAAAACCAAAUAUUGGUAGUUCUGACACGCAUUUUCAGAUGAGAUUAAGAUGAAUGUAUUCAAUCAGCAACACUUGGAUGCAUUCAACAAGAAAGGUAAGGUUCUUUGGCUCCUUUGUAAUUUUAUAUGUUUUCCUGUCAACCCUCUGUAAUAUUUUUUUCCCCAGCAUCUGUGCUAGGUAAACUGAGAGAAUGUAGGAUCAAGAAAAUAUAAAGGUUUGAUAAUUUAUAGAUUCGAGAAGAGUUGAAAGUGUUCUCUCGCGCUUGUGUAAAUUGUACAUUUGGCGUUUUGUAUGGUAUCUUUGUGUGUAAGCAUUCUUUGAAACUUGAAAUUUGUUGAUUGUUGAAUGAAUUGUUAUUUGAAGU